Molecule: messenger RNA, 2035 nt
Organism: Marchantia polymorpha subsp. ruderalis
Lineage: Eukaryota; Viridiplantae; Streptophyta; Marchantiopsida; Marchantiales; Marchantiaceae
Source: the annotation of a GenBank genome assembly
AGAAGCUUUCCGAACAUUGGUCAGCUUAGAAGGCAGGAGGUUGCUGGUGAUCUCAAACCCGAAGAGCAACAAACGAACGAACGGUGAGGUCAAUUAAUUAUUUUCAGUUUGGAAACAGAGUGUAUGUGCCGAUGAAUAUUUGUGCGUGGUCGAUUCAUCAGUCUGAUUUUUCAGGGCGAAAAGUAGUAGUAGGUCCAUGAUGGCUAGCAGGAAGCAGAAGAUGGAACACGUUCUGCAUUUGGAGCGCAUAGAUUUGAUGGAUGAGCUGAUGGCUGAUAUGAAACAAGCUCGGAGUACGGCGAAUCCGAAAAUCUUCCACCCCUCGACUCGCGCGACUCAAUCAGAGCAGUUAUCGCCAGGGUUUAUCUCUCUGGGUCUGUACAACAAGGACAUUCAGGUGAAGGAGUCGACUACCAUCGACAGGCACAAAGUCGAAUUGAAGCUGGAGAUGGCGGUGGUCUUCAAAGGAACUGUAAAAAAGAGCUGGACAGAAAUCUGUCAACUGGUGGUCGAGAGCCCUGAAGACAUGAAGAACAUUUACCAUGAUUGCCCAAUAGACGAUCCACAGGCAGUCCGAAAUAUCCUCACCCUCGACGCAGUCUUCGUGACCUGCAUGUUGCACACUCUCUCGGGCCUCCAUAAAUCAGAAGACUUGGUGCAGCCUCGCUUUGCGGAAAUAGCAGAGGUGGUGCAAGAUCGUGGCUUGAGUACAUUAAGGUUCGGAGACCUAUUCGAUAUCCUAGUCAUCUUCCAGAAUCAGAUUCCGCUCCAGCUCAUCACGAGGGUACUGGAGAUUAUGUAUCAGAGUCGUCCCAUGGAAGGAAGUAAGCAGGCCCAGAAUUCAUCUUCGCUAUAUUUUCCAGCUGAUCCCAACGGUGUAACUCUAGAGAUCGAGGGAUUGCCUUUGAACUCGGUGGAAAGUGAACGCUCGACGGCGGUUAUGGUGCUCAGAGACAUAGCCGAAGUGGUGUGUGAUGUGAUGCAGUACGUUCUGCCCGGGCCAUCCAACCUUUUCGAGCGCAUCUCAACGCUAAAAUCUGAAGAUUACAGCCAUCUUCUCGAAUGCGUGUACUGGGGAGCUCUGCAACAUAAUACAUGGGAGUGGCCUGAUGAGAAAGAUAUCAUGUAUCCCAUAGCCACAGCCACGCAGCUCCAGAAGGCCGGCAUCAGUAUUGUCAGAGGCUCUGGAAGCAUAAACGACGUCAGAUUUCGGAGAGGAAUUUUCACAGCGACUCUCAUCGUUCCACAGCUGCGCAUCACGCCCUGGACGGAGAUGAUUCUGAGGAAUCUGCUUGAAUUCGAGAGCAGAGUGCUGAAUAAAGGAGACCUGAUGUGCUACCUGUCCUUCAUGGAUGAACUAAUUGACACGGAGGAGGACGUUCUCCUCCUGAAAGAGAGAAAACUGUCGGUCAUCGAAGUAUCUCACCUGAGCAGUGACAUCGACGUGGCCAACAUCUUCAACUCACUGCGGUAUCCCUCCUACAUUGUGCCCAUUUCCAAACAAUGGGCAACAAUACGGAAGGACAUUCAUAGCUUUUACAACAGUGACAAGCGGCUGUUGUGGGUAGAGUUCGUACAAAUUUAUUUUGGUCGGCCGUGGAUUGCUGCUUCGGUGGUUGCUGCAUUCGCCCUUCUCGUCUUGACAUUCCUUCAGACCCUCUAUACCGUAAAAGCUUAUUAUGAAUCUGGCAGUCCGGCCACUAGCUAAUGCAUGGGCUACUCACAGGUGAUCAAAACUGGACAGCGAAGCAGGAAUUCAAGGUUUUCUGCAUAGGAACAAAUUAAGAAUAGGUGUUAAGCAGACUUGGCUCUUAGAUCAACAUGACAUGAAUUUUCUGUUUUCCAGAAGCUCCGGGACUCAGAAGCAAGAGCUUUUGCAGAGUGCAUCAGUUUCAAGCACCGUACUGUACAUUUCUUUAGACCCUUUCUCAUUAGGAAGAUAAUUUCCUCAUUGUGUCCUAAGUCUAGAAGCUCUCUCAAGAGUAUUAUGGCUUGAUUGCUUGUGCGGAGGAAUGAAUGAGCACAAUUGAAAGAU